AUGUGCGUAUCUAUAUGUGAGUGUGUCUGUGUGUACGUGCUUAUCAACGUGGAUGACGAAAGCCUGGUCUGCUACUGCACAGAAGCCAGAUGCGUGCAGACGAACUACAUGUGCAAGGUGAACAGUGUGGUCCAUGGCUGCAGUGGUGGUGGUGGUGGUAGUAUUAGUAGUAGUGGUGGUAGCAGCAGUGACAAGGGUGGUAAAAAAGUUUCGCUUCAAAACGAUUUGUCGGAUGUGGACCUAAACAAUGACAUUUGUUAUGGCUUUAAUGACGACGAUGAUGAUGACGACGACGACGAUGAUGAUAGUGAUGUUGUUGGUGAUUAUAAUGGUUUUGAUAAUGAUGGUGGUGAUGAUUACGGUGAUGAUAGUGAUGAAGAAAGUGAUGUUGAAUCUCGCGCUGCUGCUGAUGAUGAUGAAUAUGCUGGCAGGAAAAUAGAACGUCAGCCAAAAAUAAAUAAUAUCGACUUGAAAAACAAAAACAUUGUGAACAACAACAACAACAACGACGACAACAACAACCUCAACAACAACAACGACAACAGCAGCAACAACAACAACAAUCCAACCCGCGACCACAUUAAAAACAUCACAAUUUUUAAUAAUGACAUCCCCAGCAGGCAAUAUCGCCAUCACGUCGGCAGUAGAAAGAACAAACCAAACUAUAAGACAGACAAAAAAGUGAAAAAGACAAGAAAAACAAUUAGUCCCGCCAAUAAUUCAAAAUGGCGUCGCAGGUCCGGAAAUAGUGACGUCAGAGUGUAUGUGUCUUGCUGCCGGUCUGACUUGUGCAACUACAUGAAAAAUAAGAUUACUGUAGACAUCAGUGAAGAUGAUGAAGAUGAGGAUGUUGGAGAAAAUGAGAACGAAGACUAUGCUGGAAAUGAUGAUGGAAAAGAUGAUGACACUAAAACAAACAACAUCGUCGUUCAAAUAGAUGAAUCCAGUUACUCAGAUGAUGGCGACGGUCUUGUUAAUGUUCACAAUAGUCUUCGCAAGAAUUGGAAUAAAUUAAACGGAGGUAUGUAG
This is a messenger RNA of Helobdella robusta, 1029 nucleotides long. RefSeq lists its product as hypothetical. The record is from RefSeq and is a predicted model, not a curated record. Lineage: Eukaryota; Metazoa; Annelida; Clitellata; Rhynchobdellida; Glossiphoniidae. The coding region runs from base 1 to 1029 and encodes 342 amino acids. The transcript has 3 exons.